Molecule: messenger RNA, 789 nt
Organism: Fonsecaea monophora
Lineage: Eukaryota; Fungi; Ascomycota; Eurotiomycetes; Chaetothyriales; Herpotrichiellaceae
Exons: 3
Coding region: 1-789 (262 amino acids)
Molecular function (GO): protein binding
Source: RefSeq, a predicted model, not a curated record
AUGGCGACGCUGGCUUCUUCACUCCUCCUGCUGCUUGCUCUGUUGACGGCGCAGACGGUGGCCCAGGCUCCUGUAGACCCGCUCCGAAAUUUCUGUAGGAGGUAUGGCCAUCAGACUGCGGUGAUUGACCGCAAACUCUACAUUGACGGUGGCUGGCUCUAUGCCAACCCCAUCUCGCAGAAUCCCAUACCCACAAUGAAUGAAGGCCUACUGUUCUGCGACCUGGACCAGACAUAUCAAGACAUGCCGCCGGAGUAUGCCAACCUGACAAAGAACUCGUCGGUCCCGGACGUGGCUGGAGGCACAUUGUGGCAAGAUGAGGUCAACAAGGUCUUCUGGUUGUACGGUGGCGAGUUCUCGGCGGCGCCGUCGGCGUUCCAGCUCUGGGGUUACGACGUGGUCUUGAACCAGUGGAAUCUGUCAUCGCCCCAUGUGGGAUCGACCGCGUCGAUACAGAGGGUGUCGUGGGGAGCCGGCGUGGCCAGCAGCGAGAUCGGCAUGGGGUUCUACUACGGCGGCUAUCUCAACAACCUGACCACUCCGCUGUGGACGGGACCACCCCUGGCGACGAGCAAUCUGAUCAUCUACGACAUGGACCAGAACAGCCUCACCAACAACACUGGCUACGACAACAUCGGCAGGGCCGAGGGCAUCAUGGUGUACAUCCCCGCCUCCAUGUCCGGUCUGCUUGUAUAUUUCGGAGGAGUCACGUUCCCUUAUGGCAACGAAACUGAGGUCCCGGCACCCAUGAACACCAUCAUGAUCUACGACAUUUCCGAUGGCAAGUAA